CUUCAGUUGGCAUUUUCAUUGUCUAUCCGCCUCCCACCCACCAGACGGAACGCGCAUCAUGGCCGAUCCUCUGCUCACGUCUCUCUGCGCCAUCUGUCACGUCUCCGCGCCCAAGUACAAGUGCCCGCGGUGCAACAUCCAAACGUGCUCGGUCCAGUGCAUCAAGAAGCACAAGGCGUGGUCGGAAUGCAGCGGCGAGCGCGAUCCCACGACGUACGUGCCGCCGACGCAGCUGCGCACCGUCGCCGGCGUGAACCACGACUACAACUUCCUGCACGGCCUCGGCAUGUCCAUGGAGCGGACGCAGCGCGUCCUGGUCGACGACAGGAAGAUCAUGCGCGAGGAGGACCUGCGCCCCAAGACGGUGAUGCAGCCCAAGUGGACGACGGGCCGCGACGGGAGGAAGAGGAGGACCAUGGUGCCACGGCAGGGUGGCGGCGGUCACGGCGAGGCCAGCAGAGAGAGGAGGCUCGAGCGGCACCUGGCGCAUAGGCUUAGGCAGCUCAACGUGCACGUUGUGUGCGCCCCUCUGGGCAUGGCGAGGCAGAAGGAGAACAACACCACGUUCAAUCGCCGCACCGGCACCGUCAACUGGCAGGUUGAAUGGCUCCUGCUCGACCAAGACCAGCGAUCCGCACCCGACCACCAGGCCCGAACUAUGCCGACGCGGCUUCUAUCCAAGGUACUCGAGGACGUGCCACUCCACGAAGCAUACCAAGAAGCGCGGGGCGACAAGGACAAGACCGGACAGCCGAAGAAGGCAAUGAGCGACAAGCGAACGAGCGAACCGCAGCAGCCAUAUACAUCUAUCUGGAACUAUCUUGCCUACCCAGUGCAGGAGCCCUCGUCCGGCCGCUGGAUACCCGGACAAGGCGUGGAUACCAAGGCGCCUGCAGAGCCGACGACGCGGCGGCACGAAUUUCAGUUCUUCCUCGCGGGGCCCCCCGCACGAUCAGACGCCCCUCGGACAGUCACGUCGCUGGAGCCGGGGGACUGCCUGCGGACCAUCCUCUCCAAUACGACCGUUCGCGAAUUCCCCACCGUAUACGUGCUGAAGAGCGGCGAGGCUCUUCCCGCCGGCUUCGCUCUGGGGCCGAAGGAGCCGGCGCCCUCCUCAUGGCAGCAGGGCAAGAAACGAACGACCGGCCCUGGACGUGGGACUGACCAGGGUGAUGACAGGGCCUCGAAGCGGCGGAAACAAGACGAAAAGGACGUUGCGAAGGCUGAAUCCGGAAGCGAGGAGGGCGAGGCGCAAGAUGACGAAGAGGCGGUCGAUGGACCCGGGGGCGAGGGGGAAGAGGCUUUGGAAGAGGGCGUCGAUGAAGACGACGGCGAGGAGGACUCUACCAGCAGCUCCGGGACGGACAGCGAAUCCGACUGAUGCCAUGGUAGCUUGUAUCCCAUACUUUCAGGCACGAGCGGUGCAGACAGCGACGAUAUCGUCGCCCGGCAUUAGAUACCCAGUUGCGCAGACCUGAUCACCACGUAGUGAGUGUGCGACAUGCGCAACUACAUAGAAUACCUUCU
Molecule: messenger RNA, 1527 nt
Organism: Purpureocillium takamizusanense
Lineage: Eukaryota; Fungi; Ascomycota; Sordariomycetes; Hypocreales; Ophiocordycipitaceae
Exons: 1
Coding region: 59-1381 (440 amino acids)
Biological process (GO): snoRNA localization; maturation of LSU-rRNA from tricistronic rRNA transcript (SSU-rRNA, 5.8S rRNA, LSU-rRNA); box C/D snoRNP assembly
Cellular component (GO): pre-snoRNP complex; nucleus
Source: RefSeq, a predicted model, not a curated record